GUUAAAUAUAGAACAUAAUAACAAAAAGGGUGAGAGCGGGCCAAUUGUGACCUAGAAAGUUUAGCCCGCAGUAUACAAUGACAGACUACGCUAACGAGCCCGCGGUGGCCAAUCUACGGGAUUACCUCCGAAUACGCAGCGUCCAUCCCAAUAUUAAUUACAAUGAAUGUCUGACGUAUUUAAGACGUCAGGCCGUCGAGCUGGGCCUGCCAGUCCAGGUGGUCGAAGCGGUGCCCCGGAAGCCAGUCCUCGUGAUGACCUGGGAAGGCCUGGAGCCCAACCUGCCGAGUAUUCUACUCAACUCGCAUAUGGACGUCGUUCCUGUAUUCGAGAAAAGCUGGACCUACCCUCCUUUCGAAGCGCGUAUAGUGGACGGAGUUAUUUACGCGCGCGGAGUGCAAGACAUGAAGACCACUGGUGUGCAGUACAUAGAGGCGGUGCGGCGGUUGAAGAGCAGGGGCAUCAGGUUGAAGAGGACCUUGCAUUUGAGCUUCGUACCAGAUGAAGAGGUGGGAGGUCACAAUGGUAUGAGCGAGUUCGUGAAGACGGAUCACUUCAGGAACCUGAACAUCGGGUUCGCGCUGGACGAGGGGCUCGCCAGUCCUGAUGACAACUUCGUGGUUUACAACGCCGAGAGGAGCAUAUGGCAUGUGACAGUUACAUGUCCAGGGAAAUCUGGCCACGGCUCGCUGCUCCUCCCGGACAACUGCGGAGAAAAGAUUCGCUAUAUCAUUGAUAAAUUCAUGGAUCUGCGCAAGGAAUCGAAAGCGAAGCUCGAGAGUGACCCCGAGUUGACUAUUGGUGAGGUGACCUCUGUCAACUUGACCAUGUUAAAUGGCGGCAUUCAGAACAACGUGAUUCCAGAGAAGUUGACUGCCAGCUUCGACAUCCGUUUGGCACUCUCUGUGAACUUUGAGGAGUUUGAAAAUAUGAUAAAGCAGUGGUGCAUUGAAGCAGGAGACGGUGUGACAUAUGAGUUUGAACAGAAGGACGUGUACGUAGCCCCCACCAGCGUCGACAGCACCAACCCCUACUGGGUGGCGUUCAAAGCAGCCAUCGACAAGCUCAAUGUGCCACUGAAAGUGCGCACUUUCCCUGGUGGUACAGACUCACGUUUCAUUCGCCAGCUGGGCAUCAGCGCGCUCGGCUUCUUCCCGCACCGACACACUCCGCCUGCGUUACACGAACACAACGAGAGUCUGCGUGUUUCUGUGUUCCUCGACGGCAUCACCGUCUACACAGACAUCAUCCCCGCUCUUGCCAAUGUGUAAACAUUUGUACCAAAACAAUUGUUUUACCAUAAUAAAGUCAUUAAAGCCUA
This is a messenger RNA of Bicyclus anynana (squinting bush brown), 1321 nucleotides long. Its product is annotated as aminoacylase-1. NCBI's taxonomy places the organism in Eukaryota, Metazoa, Arthropoda, Insecta, Lepidoptera, Nymphalidae. Gene Ontology annotation, cellular component: cytoplasm. The record is from RefSeq and is a predicted model, not a curated record. The transcript has 9 exons. Gene Ontology annotation, molecular function: aminoacylase activity. Gene Ontology annotation, biological process: amino acid metabolic process. The coding region runs from base 78 to 1271 and encodes 397 amino acids.